CAACGGAAUCAUCGCAAAAUAUACAGGAGGAAAAAGAUUGAAUUUCGGCGAGAGGGGAUCUUACACGGGAAGAUGUGCUGCUGCUGUCCUACAGUAUAACACAAAACAAGUGUUGUCGCGUCUGAAUACGGCGAUGAACAAGGAACCGCCCGUUAUUUUACGCAAAAUAGAAAAUAGAAGGAAGAAAGAAAAUGAGAAAUACAGUGAAAAGAGAAAGGAAAAAAAAAUUACAAAGCACGUGCGGAAACAAUUCCGUUCUGAAAAGGAUUCCAAUUACGGACCAAAUGCUGAAAAGCCGGAUAUGGCUAACAAUAUUUAUGAAUUAGAGCAAAAAAAACAUAUGGAAAUGUUACAGAAUUGGCAAAAUAGAAGAGAUGCCAUUGAAGAAGAAACCAUCGGUCAAGCGAAAAAUCCGAGAUGGUUGAAUUACAAAUCUAAAUUAUUGACGGCCUCAAAUUUCGGACGAAUAUGCCGUCGUCGAAUUGGCACGCUCUGUGGAAAUUCAGUGAAGUCGUUAGUAUAUCCACGACUGAUUAGUGCACCUGCAGUACAAUAUGGACAGGAAUGCGAAAAAUUCGCACGUGAACAACUAAGUGUGUGCAUUGGUGUUGAAAUUAAAGAAUGUGGAUUAUUUAUUGAUAGUGCCAUCCCGUUCUUAGGAGCUUCGCCAGAUGGACUUAUAGACGAAGAGGGCAUUGUGGAAAUCAAAUGUCCGAAAACGGCGGAGAAUUUAUUGCCGGAGGAGGCAAUCAAAAGUGUUGCAGUUAUUCGGCGUAUAUUUGCAGACGCAGAAGGAAAUGAAUUGAACAGGAACCACUACUAUUACUACCAAGUACAAGGACAAUUACAUGUCACAGGUAGAAAAUAUUGCUUAUUUUGUAUUUGGACCCGAAAAGGGUUAAAGUACAUUAGAGUCGAUAGAGACGAUAAUUUUUGGCAAAAGAAUAUGGAGCCAAAAUUAAUUCAAUUUUAUUUAUUGUGCAUGUUACCCGAAUUAAUAGAUAGCCGGUACAAUAGAGGAAUGCCCAUUCGGGAGCCUCAAUUUAUAACAGAGGAGAGAGCAAGCUUGGAAAAGCGCAAAAGGUCUCUCUCAGAAAGUAGCACGAAUAUUGCUACUGUCCGGCGUCGCACUGCACUGUAAAGUGCAGUAACACUGACUCUGUUGGUGGUUCACAAUUGCAUGAAAUAGCAAUUGUACUCGCGGAUCAUACGAUCUCGCGAGUUGUUCGACGCCGAUAUACACAUUUUAAAAUAGUGACCUUUGAAAAGUCAAAAAAGGUCUUAUGCGGACAGUAAUAAAAAAUACUGUUACUGUCCGGCGUCGCAAUGCACUGUAAAGUGUAGUAACACUAACUCUGUUGGUGGUUCACAAUUGCAUGAAAUAGCAAUUGUACUCGCGGAUCAUACGAUCUCGCGAGUUGUUCGACGCCGAUAUACACAUUUUAAAAUAGUGACCUUUGAAAAGUCAAAAAAGGUCUUAUGCGGACAGUAAUAAAAAAUACUGUUACUGUCCGGCGUCGCAAUGCACUGUAAAGUGUAGUAACACUAACUCUGUUGGUGGUUCACAAUUGCAUGAAAUAGCAAUUGUACUCGCGGAUCAUACGAUCUCGUGAGUUACGCGAUGCCAUACUAUAUUUCUUAAUUUGUUACAGAUUUUCGAAGAAAGGAUUCCCGAGAAGAGGUUUUUUGGAGCGAAGCGAGCGUUGGACUCAAAAUUUAUUUUUUCAGCUGAAACAAUUUUUUUCUUAUUCCCUUCAUGAAAUUAUUAAUGUCCUAUAUCAUCUAUUUCCAUUAACUUUUUCUUUUUUCAAUAUUUAUCUUCAUUCAUCUUCAUUCAUCUUUGCAUGAACAUUUUUGUCGUUGAGAAAUUAAAAACAGCAUUUUCCUCUUCUCGAAAUAAAUUAAAAAAUUAUAUAUAGGUAUAUUCAAGAAAGCAUUACCUAACAGGACAAAUGGACUGCGAAUAUGCUGUUUGAUCACGUAUAAUCGGCAAGUAUAAUCUUACAUAAUUAAUAUUACGUUAUCUAUACAUAAAUUGCUUUCUUCACAGAUGGACGAGGAAGAAGAAGAAGAAAAGAAAGAGGAUAGAAGAAACAGGAGAAAGAGGUCUAAGGAACGAAGUCGGAUAAAAGGGAAGAGAAAGGAGAAUCCGAGGCCGUCAACGUCGCAAAUAAAAAUUCGAUACCAUAGCCAUGACUGGGAUGGCUGUCAUGGUAAUCGACGAUGCAGACGUCGCGGAGAAAGAAGAGGCAGAAGCGAGCAGUGGGCGGCAGGCGACGGGCGGCCGUCUAAUUAUUAUUUAUAUACCUAUAUUGAUAAUAUUUAAAUGAAUAAAUUGUAUAUAUAGAUCAA
Molecule: messenger RNA, 2352 nt
Organism: Osmia lignaria (orchard mason bee)
Lineage: Eukaryota; Metazoa; Arthropoda; Insecta; Hymenoptera; Megachilidae
Source: RefSeq, a predicted model, not a curated record